GCGCGGGAAAACGUGUGCGAGCGAGUCACAAUUGGUUCUGGUUUUACUUCUGAUUGGAUGAAAAAGUGGCGCGAGUGUUUUGAGCCAAUUGCGUAGCGUAGUAAUGUAAAACCGAUACUUUAUGAUACUCAAGUGGAAACCGCUCAUGCUAAGAAGGAUGAACAGUAUUUUUGAUUUCCAUUUUGAAACAGUGUAAAACAAAGUGCAUGUCACAAACGGGUAGCAUGAAGAAAAGAUAUCUGAAGAAACUGUACGUAAUGUUCUCAAUUAUUUGAAGGGCAAAAAUCUAAAUAAAAACCUUUACAGAUAGUAACUUGUUAUAAAAUUAGAAUUCGUUUGGUACUUAGAGGCUAUUUUUCGAUAUUUUACCAUUAUGCAGCAAAUGAUAAAAAACUACUUGGUUAGGUUAGUAUGGUAUCAUCAGUUGAAAAUCUUUAGGGUAAACAGUAGGGUAAACAAUUGUUUUUAUUCUAAUUGUAAGGAUCUUUUAACAAGAAUAUUAAAGUUAAGAUUGGCGGAAUUUUAGGGAUAUGCUAAGAAUGUAACCAAGGCUGAAAUUCAGUCAAAACAUUUCUUUGCAAGCAUGUUGAAAGAAAUUAAAAUUCAAUAAAAUCACAGAGGUUUUUAAAUGAACUUUAUUACAACAUUGAAGAGCAUGAGAAAUAUGUAUCUUGAAUACUUAUUUCCUCCUUCUUGCACAGUUCAAUUACUUAAUAGUUUUAACUUAAGGUGAACGGUAGUUUUUCCCAAAUCUGGAGAUGAAGACUCUCUGCUUGUGUAUAAUGUACCACAUCCACUGACCAGUUUAUUAAAGAAUUCACAUCAGGAGCUAUGAGGUAGGUAGUCAUUGUGAGAGAAAAAAUACAUAUAAACUUGGAAACAUCUUAGUUAUACUCCUGGACUGAAGCUUAUUUAGAAGCUCUCAGUGCAAAGCUUGAUGUAAAACAAGUCGCAUAAGCUUCCAUGUGGAUCUCAAAAACAAAGUUAAAAUCAUAGAACAACACCCAUACAGACUGUAUGUAUCAACAGGUUUAAUAAAAUAAUUUGGAAGAUAAACACACACAAAAACUUCAAAAUACCUAAACACUUAGUAAAACCAAAGCUGGAAAAUACUUACCCAAAGUUAACACACCUACAGAAUAAGUAGACAAUACGCUGGUAUUGUUCCAUCUCAAUUUAAUGACUAGGGUAAAAAUAUUCAUAAAUUACUAAUAGCUUCUAAUAAUACUUGACGACAACUUUUUCUUGAAUUCCUUAGGGACAAUAGUUAUCAGAAAACUGAUAUCUUGUGUCUCCAUAGUUAAUUCAGGUUUUUCUGGAAGUACGAGUUCAUUUCACCGAAGUAAAUAAGCGGUAAAAGGUUGAAGAAAUAAAGCCGUGUUGGAAUUUAGGAACAUCAACAAUAACUGCACCACAUAUAAGAAAUAGAAAACAUGUCCCAUGUUUCUACUGAGUUAUAGAAACACGAGUGGAAGUUUGGGAGAACGAGAAAUGCUGUGCCGAGAACACGAGCCGACAGGCACCAGAGAGACCGGCUUACGCAGACAGGCUUACGCCGACAGGCUUACUCUUAUUAGAAAUUUUGAGUUAAAACUCGAUGCAUGCAUGGGUAAAGAGCGGUCAUCACGAGCGACGCAAGCAUAAGUAUGAGCCUAAAAGAUUAUGCCCUUGUGGGAACGGCCGGACAUAAGCAUAAGUAUAAUAAUAUCAAACCUUGAGUUAUUCUUAUGCUUAUGCUAGUGAUCACGUCGCGGCCGUCCCCACUAGCGCAUAAGCCUCUUAUGCUUUGGAUUUUAAACGCAUCAUCGCGCACACUUUCUUUGGGCUAUUUUCUAAAUGGCUACAGUACUCACUUUGUCAAGUUGACUUGAGAGGUGAACGAAGCUUGAAAAAGUAAAUAUAAUUAUAUAUUCUGAAAGCUCUCUUUUGUACUUACGAAGAUUGCCGAAGGUUGUCUCAGCACUAACUUCCAAAGAUAGCCGACGAUGAUGCCCGUACGCUGCCGGAAGGUUUUGCUCAUGACGCACAACGAUGCCCGUGACGAAAGCCAAUUAGUACGGAAAAUGUGCGGCCGUCACCAGGAUGAAAAAAAAGCGCAUAAACAUAUGCAAAUCCCGUGAGGUUAAUAUGUCAAAAAACCUCACAAAACCUCUUCUAACCCUUCUGCCUUUUAAAAGUUAAGAAUACUAUCCAGUUUCCGGCUUGGCGGAGGAAUCGGGCCUAAGAAUUUAUUUGUGAAAUACCGGAUAAACCAUGAAUACAAUUUUGCGUCGUUUUAUACUAACAAUGAAAGAAAUGUGGCCGAAAUUAGAUUUCCAUGGAUAUUUAGGCACCGUUAAGUACAAAAGGAAAGACAAUACCUCUAUAUUGUAUCAGAGGAUUAAACGUUUUGAACAGAUUUGCGGUCAAUAUAACACUAAUAUAACAAAAACCACAAAUCGGCUUCAUCGUACAGGAUAAAACAAAUGAUUUAAGAGAAAAAGCCUUCAAGCUGACUUAGGAGUAAAAUAUCAGGUUAUCAAAACCUGCAAAUGAAGCUCUUGAAGUUAUUUUUUACACAAUCAUACGAUGAGCACCCAAGAAUAAGCCGGUUCCUUGAUUCAUCGCUCGUCUCAAAGAUUCUGGAUGCUAGCGUAAUUGAAGAAAUGCCGAUUCCGUGGAUUAAAUAUUAAAAUCCGUUCAGUUGCAGUUUAAGAUCUAUGAAGGACUACAUUUUUUUACUGAUUUAUCGGCGACGAUCAAUAAAAAUUUUAAUCUUGUAGAUAUUAACCUUCGAAAACACUCUUUUAAGCAAUCGAUCAGUAUCUGACCAAACCAGUUUUUAUUUUGGCAAAACUAUCUUUUUCAUGCAUUGAACUAUUCAGUUAAAAAUACCCAUUGUAAAUGACCAAAAUACCAAAACAAAGACUCAACAAAUGGAACAAGAAUGUUGUGUACAACCAAUGCAGUGUUUUGAAAUUCUGUCUCAGGUCUGAUGUUGCUCUUUUGAAGUUAUCUGCGACAACAAUCUUUUGAAAAAACAACACUUAGGUUCGGUUCCACUUAACUUUCGCAUCUUAUCUUUACCGUCAAGAAGCCCACAUGCAUUAACAAAGCUAAGUCUCUGGAGACCGCUCGGCGAGGCUGGUUCAAAAAGGGGCGCUUUCCGGUCUAACUUCCGUUGAAAGUCUAGCGUAAGCACUUUGGUAUGAGUUGGGUCAUCUAAGAAAUUGCUACAUAAUUACCAGUUUUGUUUGGAGCAGCCAAGGAAUUUUCCCACACUGGGGUAAACAGCAAAUACCAGCGAAGUACGAUUACCAACGGAUCGCUUUGACUCGACUCACAUUCGCGUAUUCUUAAGAAUUUAAAUGAGUCUUAAGUCCAGAAGGAAAACCAAGGAAACCGCCAAUGCCAAAUCAAUGAUUUAAAAAAAGAUCAACAAACGCUCACCUUUUAAGUAAAAGUGGUGGAGUGAUUUAUUUUUAGGGUUAGGGUAUGUUGGUCGACUUCCGUAGACUUGCAAAUAUUACAACCCCUUGUAGUCAAGCUACAUGUAUCCAAAUUAGAAGAUUUAGACAAUCAAACAUCUUUCUUUUCUCUUGUCAGCGUGUUGCCGACUCUUUCUAUACUCUCAACAAUUAGCAACAUCCAGUUUCUCGGAACAAUCAUUGUAGAGAAAAACUGGUACCAUAUCAAAUACAUUCUCAAGCAACAGGAACUGCUAACAACAAUAGUAAAGAAAACUAAGUUAAGUACUAUUUUACACUCAGCGAAAAUUAAACAGACACACGUAGAAAGUAUCUAUUAGGUGAAUAUAUUGCUGCAGCUAUUUUUUCAAGUAGAGUCGGUGUAAAUUUAGAGAAAAAUUUUAAAACCUAAAAUGAAAAACAUGUAACACUACGUCUAUUUGAUCGAAAUCCUUUACUAAUGAUAGCCGUGUUAGUAAGCUCUGAACAAUAAUGAACAACAUUUUUUAGCAAAUCACGCGGAUUAAAACGAGAAGUUUAUGUUUUUGUUCAACGCUCACUGAAGAAUAUUUGUGAAUUUCCAUAUUGGUUGUACACAGCGGGUUUCGUGCCGUUGAUGACAUGCAGUUUAGCUGUUCAGUCGGCGCAGUUUAAUCGUCAUUUGUGUCUUCGUGUAUACAUUACAAACCACUGACUUUUGUUACAGGGGCAAACGAAAUAUUGACACUUUGAACAACAGCGGAAAAAACCUCUCGGUAAGGCAUUUCACAGGACAAGCAGCCGGCAAACUUUGGAAGACUGGAAGAAUAGAGACUUGCUUCGGAAUGGAAACAUGCGAGCUUUAAUAUUUUAGAAACAUCGCAACGGGAAUGGAAUUUCGCAACCCGUUACGAAAGCUUUUAAACGUUGUAAUCAAUUUUUAAUCGUUAAAUGUUUAGCACCAAAGAAACCAUUGUUGCGUCUAAUAGGUGUUAAAAGGCCUUCGUUUUCGGGGGCAAGUCACGCAAAGAUUUCUUUCCAUUCGUAAUAGUUACACGUUUUACGAACCGAGAAAAAGCACGAAGCUCAAGGAAGGUUAAACUGGCGAGUUCUCUAGAAUUUCCAUUAUUUCAAGCACGUAUCGCUUCUAAGCUUUGAACCAAGCGUAUUAUAAUACGCGGAGUUUGACAGGCAAUAUCGGCUUCAUAAGUCUCCGGAUUCCAUCACAAAGCCAGCGUCACGGGCAAUAUCCGAACACAAAGGCUUAAACACGUAGAAGGCAAUACAGUGAAGCGAAGGCUAAUUAUAACAAUACAUUUUUCAAGAGCGCUGUUAGUUUCAUUUCAACCAAGAAGAGGCACACACUCAAGUGAACCUUCCGUGGCAAGACACCCUCGAAGUAAUCUUCGGUAAUAAUUCGCCCGAAAACAAACGAAAGGUGACGGUUUACGAUGAAGGUCGCCAUUAUAGGAGCCGGGGUAAGCGGUUUGGUCUCCAUCAAAUGCUGUUUAGACGAAGGGCUUGAGCCUGUCUGCCUUGAAAAAUGCUCUAACAUUGGAGGGUUGUGGAAAUUUUCCCACGAGGAAGGUUCGUACUCUGGUAGCGGCUCGGUGUACGAGUCCACCGUUAUCAACACGAGCAAAGAGAUGACGUGCUUCUCAGAUUUUCCCGCGCCAAAACAUUUCCCGCCAUUUAUGCCGCACGGCGACGUGGUGAAAUAUCUGCAAAUGUACGCCAAGCAUUUCGACCUGCUCAAAUACAUUCACUUCAACGCCACAGUAUUGGAAAUAAGCCGAACCUCAAACCACAGGGAAACUGGACAGUGGAAAGUAAGCUUCGUUAACUGGGAGGGAAAGAAGAUUGAGAGCAUUUUUGAUGCCGUCAUGAUUUGUAACGGUCACCUUUCAAAGCCAUUUUUUCCAACCUUUAACGGGCUUGAUAGAUUUGAGGGACGGAAAAUUCAUAGCCAUGACUACAAGAGUUACCGAGGAUUUGAAGACAAAGCUGUUCUUGUUAUAGGCCUUGGAAACUCUGCAGCUGAUAUUGCCGUUGAACUCAGCCGCCACGCCUCCCAGGUUUACCUCAGCACCCACAGAGGGGCCUGGGUCAUUUCUCGUCUGGAAAAGCGCGGGUUGCCAUGGGACCAGCACGUGGAAACGAGAUUUUUUCAAAACCUGCCGAGCAAGAUCAAAGAAUGGUUGGCUGUGCGAAGUGCUCAGAAGAGGUUUGAUCACGAGACCUACGGGCUUCUUCCCCACCACGGAAUCCUGAAUGCCCCUACGGUGAUCAGCGAUGAUCUUCCCCUUCGUAUCGCCACCGGAACAAUUAAACUUCAACCGGGGGUUUCUCAUUUUACCAAGAAUGGCGUGGUUUUCACCGACGGCACAAGACUGGAUAACUUGGACGCCGUGAUAGCUUGCACAGGUUAUGAUAUCUGUUUUGAAUUCCUACAAGACAAGUACAUCCUGCCAGUGGAAGACAAUCAAGUCUCGCUGUACAAACAAGUGUUCCCACCCCACCACCCCAAGUCAACCCUAGCAGUCAUGGGUCUGAUCCAGUCCUCUGGCGCGUUCUUUCCAGCCGCUGAGUUGCAGGCUCGCUGGGUGACUCGUGUGUUCAAGGGGCUGGCCAGGUUACCCAGUAAAGAAUUCAUGUUGCACAACAUUGGACUGGAAAAAAGGAUGCUGAGGCAAAUUUUCUACGCCUCGAGAAGACUCACAAUCCAGGUUUCCAGCAUUCCGUACAAAGACCAACUCGCGGAUUUGAUUGGCUGCAAACCAGACCUCACAAGGCUCUUUUUCAGGGACCCUCUUUUGGCCUUCAAGUGCUUUUUCGGACCUUGCUGCGCAGCCCAAUACCGCCUCAUGGGACCAGGGGCAUGGCCUGGUGCCAAAGGGGUCAUAGAG
Messenger RNA from Orbicella faveolata, 6331 nucleotides. RefSeq names its product dimethylaniline monooxygenase [N-oxide-forming] 2-like. NCBI's taxonomy places the organism in Eukaryota, Metazoa, Cnidaria, Anthozoa, Scleractinia, Merulinidae. Gene Ontology annotation, molecular function: flavin adenine dinucleotide binding; N,N-dimethylaniline monooxygenase activity; NADP binding. The record is from RefSeq and is a predicted model, not a curated record.